This is a messenger RNA of Daphnia pulicaria, 785 nucleotides long. RefSeq names its product mitochondrial distribution and morphology protein 34-like. NCBI's taxonomy places the organism in Eukaryota, Metazoa, Arthropoda, Branchiopoda, Diplostraca, Daphniidae. The record is from RefSeq and is a predicted model, not a curated record. Bases 240 to 785 code for a protein of 181 amino acids. The transcript has 3 exons.
CUAGGUCGUUACCUGUCGAAGAAUUAUGGUGAUCCCUAUCUAAAGAAUACAGGGUCAAUUUUUUCAACUUUGGAAAAGGUCAGUUUUCUAAAUUCAACCUGGAGGGGUUCAGACCUUCGAACCCGGAAAUCUUUUUCAUGCGAAUAAAAGGACUAUAUAAAGACGCGUGUUUCCUAUGAAAAGACAAACACUUCAACUUUUCAAGUUUACCAGUCAACAACUCCAAUUGCUACUCCAGCAUGAAUACUUUCAAAACUGUUCUAGUAAUUUGCGCAAUGUUGGGCGUUAGCGCUUCCUGCUCCAGCUCGUACCAGCCGGCUGGAAGUCAAGGAUCGCAAACGGCUGAAGCAGCGGGUGACUUUCACGGAGGAGUUACAGGUGGUAGUGGUCAGUCGUCGUCGUACGUUAGUCAGCCGGUUGUUCCGAAUAGCCCGGCGGCCUUCUCAGCUGAACAACAGAGACCAGCAGAAUCGGCAGGUCCACUAUUCGGCGCUGAAAAAGUCAGGCCAGUGAUUGCUGCUGCUGCCGCCGCUGCUGCCACAGCGCAAACUACGCAAUACAUUUGCUCUUGCAUCACCAUCAAUCCUGUGGCGACAGUUAAGCCUCAUCAUGUCCCGACUGGGGAUUCUUUUGCCCAGGCUGCUGCCCAGCAACAGACAUUCGCUUCCCAACAGGAACAACAGCAGCAGCAGCAGCAGCAACAGUCAAGUGUUGGUCCAGCUUCUUCGCAGUCCGUUCCUGUACAGCAGCAACAAUCUGCUGGUGAUAACAGAGGACAUUAUUAA